AUGAAAAGAAAGUUUGCAAGAGGUAUUUCUAAUAAAGGGCUAAAUUUGAGGAAAACAACACAUGGCCUCAAUCUCGAAGGAUACUGCAAGAACACAUCUUGCAAAGCUUACAAUCAACUUCAAAUCGUUCGCCAUUUUGGUUACGGUACUUACAAGUUUCCUACGGAACCUCAUCUCAGCAUAUGCAAACUAUGUAAGAAACAAGUCGAACCCGUCACCUGUGGGUUCACAAAUACCCUCUGGAAAUACGAAUGGAAAAAGAGUGUUGAUUUAAACGCUUCGAGUAUGGAAGGUACUACUGAGCGAACAAUUACAGAAAAGUCUACUACUUGGGAGCGCGCAGAACUUGAUGAAUAUGUAACAUUUGGAAAUGCGAGCAUCUCUGAAGAUGUAGGAGUACAAUGGCUGAAACUAAAGAUCACAACCGUACGUCUCUGGCCGCCUCCUACCUCUAUUUGA
Funneliformis mosseae is the source of this 459-nucleotide messenger RNA. NCBI's taxonomy places the organism in Eukaryota, Fungi, Glomeromycota, Glomeromycetes, Glomerales, Glomeraceae. The record is from the annotation of a GenBank genome assembly.